Molecule: messenger RNA, 1603 nt
Organism: Spirometra erinaceieuropaei
Lineage: Eukaryota; Metazoa; Platyhelminthes; Cestoda; Diphyllobothriidea; Diphyllobothriidae
Source: the annotation of a GenBank genome assembly
AUGGGAGAGAAGAACGGACUGCGAAGAGCCUACCUCGACAGUCUAAAUGAUGCAAACAAGGCGGCCUUCUACCACUGUCGCCAGAAAUGCAAGACUGAGGAAAUCCGGGGGUAUGUCGGCAGCAAUGGAACGAAGAACUUUUUGAUGCAAUCAAGAAGAUUUAUGGCCCCCCAAAGAAAGGAACCAAGCCACUUCUCAGCUCAGAUAGUUCAACGCUUCUGACGAAAAAGUCGCUGAUCGAGCACCUUAGAAGCGUCCUCAACCAUCCCCCAAGAUCUCUGACGCAACCAUCGUCCGGCUCCCCCAAGUUGAAAUCAACAUCGACCGGGAUCCGCCACCCUCCCUUCCAGAAGCCAUUCGCGCCGGGCUCCAUCGAGAAAGCGUCGGGCUCCGGUGCCAUCCCAGCCAAAAUCUACAUGUACGGCGACCACCGACUGGUGGAGCAACUCACAGCGCUUUUCCAGAUGUGGCGACAAGGACAGGUCCUUAAGGACUUGAAGGACGCGACCAUCAUCCACCUCUAAAAACGCAUAGAAAACCGGCACCUCUGUGAUAACCACGGAGGCAUCUUGCUACCCAGAGCCGCCGGGAAGAUCUUCGUUCGCCCUCUCCUCAAUCGUCUCAUCAGCCACCUUGAGCCUGGACUACUGCCGGAAAGCCAAUGUGGCUUCCAACGACACCACGGGACCACCAGCAUGGUCUUUGUUGCUCGCCAGCUAUAAGAAGUCCUAAGAGGUAAGUACCCACCUCUACACUACUCUCAUGGACUUGACGAAGGCCUUUGACACGUUGAAUCGCGAGGGAUUGUGGAAAAUCGUGGAGAAAUUCGGCUGCUCUGUACGAUUCACGCCCAAGAUAUGCCAGCUCCACGGCGGGAUGAUGACGUACUUCACUGACAACGGCGCAAUCUCCGAGGCAUUCCCAGUGAGAAAUGGAGUGAAGCAGGGCUGCGCACUCGCUCUUGCCCUCUUUAGCCUCAUGUUCUUUGCCAUGCGGAUGGACGCCUACCAUGUUGAGUGCCCUGAGAUACGCAUCGCCCACAGAACUGAUAGGCCUCUUCUCGACAGCAGGCGUAUGAAGUCCUAACGCGACUAGUUACGACUACAGUUCACGACCUGCUCUUCGUUGGCGACUGCGCGCUCAACACCACGACCUAAGUAGACGUGAGACGGAGCAUGGAACACUUCACCGCCGGGUGUACCAACUUCGGUCCGACAAUCAACGAGGGCAAAACGGUGGUCAUGCGCCAGCCAUCACCGAACGCUGAAUACAACUCUCCUCGAAUCACCGUCAACGGCAACCGACACAAAACCGUGAACAACUUCGCUUACCUAGAAAGCACACAUUCCUGCAGCACAAGGAUCGACGACAAAAUGACCCACCGGAUCUCCAAAGCGAGCCAAAAGGUGUACAAGGUCGACGUCUUGACGACCCUCCUGUACGGAGCGGAGACAUGGGCCGUCUGAGCGACCUAUGCCAGGAAGCUCAACCGCUUCCAGCCAAACUGCCUUCUCAGAAUACUGAAGCUGCGAUUGCAGGACAGGAUCCCGUACCCGGAAUCCUCAGCAUCCACGUCAUGCUGAGGCAAAUGCAAUUGCGGUAG